ACAAGCACUUUACAUGUUUUUAUUAUAAGAUUAUUUUUUCUAUUUUAACUCUUAUGUUAGGGGUUACCAUUGGAGUAUUAGUACUUGUAUGGCUUGAAAGAAAGAUAUCUGCUGCAAUCCAGCAACGGAUUGGACCAGAAUACACUGGUCCUUUAGGAGUAGUCCAAGCUUUAGAGGAUGGGAUUAAAAAAAAAUUAAAGAAGAUAUUUAUAGGGGUUUUUUUUUUGAUUGCUAUUUCUAGUAUUGUUCCUAUUGGACUUCUUAUGGCUGGUUAUGGGGCAAGUAAUAAGUAUUCAUUUUUAGGUGGUUUAAGAGCUGCUGCUCAAUCUAUUAGUUAUGAAAUUCCUUUAGCUUUCAAGUGUUUUAUCUAUAGCUCUCCGUGUGAUUCGUUUAAGUACUUGAAAAAUUUUGGUAAUACAAUUCACAAAAUAACAGGUACCAUCCACGAGAUCUACCCGGCGGGCACCAGACCAUCAUCUCAUGAUCUCGGCAGGUUCCUCAGUGGUUAACGGCGUGAAUACAGAUUUGCACUGGACAGCUCGGGAGUU
Molecule: messenger RNA, 548 nt
Organism: Marchantia polymorpha subsp. ruderalis
Lineage: Eukaryota; Viridiplantae; Streptophyta; Marchantiopsida; Marchantiales; Marchantiaceae
Source: the annotation of a GenBank genome assembly